AUGCAAUCGCGAGUUAUAUUUUAUGCAUUACUUGUGGUAUUGAUUGUAUUGCAAGUAAUUUAUGCGAAACCAGACAUUUCGGGUGACAUUCCCGGGGCUGACAAAUCAAUUGGUGGCCAAAUAGUUGGCAAUGUAGUGAACCCCAGGGGAAAUGGAUGUAACGGACCAUUGGAUAGGAAUGAAGCCGUUUGUGUCAAACACUGCACUGAUAUUGGCCCCGUGAAGUCGUGUCGCCCCGAAAGCGACGGCAUAUUAGUGCUGACAAUCACCAGAUAA
Molecule: messenger RNA, 276 nt
Organism: Oppiella nova
Lineage: Eukaryota; Metazoa; Arthropoda; Arachnida; Sarcoptiformes; Oppiidae
Source: the annotation of a GenBank genome assembly